AUGUCAAUGAUCCUAGUAAAAUUCACCCGACUACCCAUCCCACCACACAAAAUCGACACUCACAAUGCCCACGAAUACGAACCCUGGUACGAAGCGGUAGAAAUCAUGCCGGCAAACGAAGCACGAGAAACAUGGACGAAGAUCUCGCGAAAAAUCACCUCCUCGAUUCAUAACCACCAUCGGAAUUACAAGUACUGGAACUAUUUGAUCGAUAAGAUGGAGGUUAUGUGGAAACUUGGCCUUACGCAGACGGCGCCGCAGUUGCUGUAUGCCUAUAGUAAGAAUGAGAAUUAUCUCGAGUUGCAUGAUGGACAGCAUGAGAGAAUUGCUACGGCGUUGAGCUGGCAGAAGAGGGAGAGGGGCGAUUAUAUGCAUGUUACUUAUAAGGCUGGUCCUUCGAGUCAGGGUCAUGUUGGGAUGGUUUCUUUUAUGGAGCCUUAG
Messenger RNA from Sclerotinia sclerotiorum 1980 UF-70, 441 nucleotides. RefSeq lists its product with no specific name. The record is from RefSeq and is a predicted model, not a curated record. The transcript has a single exon. The coding region runs from base 1 to 441 and encodes 146 amino acids. NCBI's taxonomy places the organism in Eukaryota, Fungi, Ascomycota, Leotiomycetes, Helotiales, Sclerotiniaceae.